This is a messenger RNA of Aspergillus bombycis, 1416 nucleotides long. RefSeq lists its product as uncharacterized. NCBI's taxonomy places the organism in Eukaryota, Fungi, Ascomycota, Eurotiomycetes, Eurotiales, Aspergillaceae. Bases 1 to 1416 code for a protein of 471 amino acids. The record is from RefSeq and is a predicted model, not a curated record. Gene Ontology annotation, biological process: transmembrane transport. Gene Ontology annotation, molecular function: transmembrane transporter activity. The transcript has 3 exons.
AUGCCUACAACUCACGAAGCUCAAGUCAAACUUGAGCCGGCGUCAUUGAAGAAUCCACAAUUUGCAUCAGGACUCUUGGUGGAUCAGAAAGGGGAUAACCUUGAAGUAAUAUCAACUGAGGUCGUGGGAGAAGGCGACAGCUACUGCAUACGAAGUCAUAGCGAGAAGACAUUCAUUGUAUCAGUCACCAGCCUGGUAAUGAUUUUGUGUAUGAUAGCCACAAACGCUAUUCUCCCGAUAAUGCCCGUCCUAGCAAGUAAAUAUCAUUUGUCUCCGACGCUAAUCAGCCUGACCAUCACUGUAUUCAUGCUCAUACAGGGGAUUUCACCAGCCUUGAUGUCUGCGCUUUCUGACCUGCAAGGACGACGGCUGGCAUGGGUUCUUGCAUUGGUCUUAUAUACCGCCUCCAAUAUUGGACUCGCACUCCAGGACAGUUACACUGCGCUGAUGAUCCUUCGGUGUCUUCAGAGCAUCGGAAGUAGCUGCGCAAUCCCCUUUGGUUUUGCUGUUGUUGUCGAUAUUUCGUCACCAGCAGAAAGGGGGCGAUACCUAGGUCCAAUGCAGGGUUGUGUCAUGUCCGCUUUCGCCUUUGGCCCCGUUAUCGGUGGCCUUUUAGCGGCGCGUUUCGGUUGGAGAAGCAUAUUUUGGUUUCUUGCUACAGGCACUGGAUGUUUUCUUCUCGUGUAUGUUCUUGUGGUGCCUGAAACUGCUCGAAAGGUGGUUGGAGAUGGUUCAAUUGACCCGGGAGCAUGGUGGAGGAAGCCGUUGGUCGAUGUUUUCCCAGACCGCAGGCGUAUUUCCCCAGGCCAACACCGUCAUGAGAAAAACCAACAGAAAACGAAUAUUUCACAGAUCUUCAGGGCAUUCACGAUUUUGAAGGAAAAGGACGCCCUCAUCCUCAUCGUGUACACCAGUCUGGUCUAUUCCGGCAUUUCGGCAUUAUGGGCGACUACAGGGAAUCAUUUUGACAAAUUGUACGGCUUGAGUACCCUACAGGUCGGGCUCGCCUUUCUUCCUUAUGGGAUCGCCGGGGGCAUCGGUUCGAUAGUGAGCGGAAAGCUAAUAGAUGUUAAUUACCGGCGCAUUUCCCGACUGCGAGCCAAAAAUGAAGAAAAUCCCACAGCGGAAGCAAAGGAGACUCAAGGCGCAGAGUUCCCGUUUGAGGUUGCAAGGCUUCAAGUAGCGGCCCCGUUCAUGCUACUUGUCGCUGCUGCCUACAUUGCAUACGGUUGGGUCUUGCAGAACCAGCUGCCACUUGUUGUCCCACUUGUCUUCCAGGCCCUUAUUGGGGUGUGUGCGAAUGCCUUGCUCGGCAUCAUAUAUAUUCUUCUGGUUGAUCUCUUUCCCGAACAAUCUGCUGCAACAUCUGGGGCAGCGGACUUAGUUGGGGUUGGUCUUUUACCUGUAUCGGACUAA